AUGGGCUGGUCAUCUACGGAUGGCUGGGCUACGAGGCUCUUAUCCGGCGAUCCUGUUGUCAUCCUCAUCGCAUUCCUGGUCACAAUAACCCUGCCACUACUCGUCCACCUGUACCUCUACACCCAGACUGCUCGUGCCAGAGUCGUCCCAAGUUUCCUCCUUCUUGGUUCCAGCGGCGCAGGCAAGACUUCUCUGGUCUCUUUGGAUGUCCAGCUACAAAAACGAUCCUCCAAACUAGAAGAUUCCCAAGCAGAAGCAGCACUCACCCGCACUUCCCAAGUAUCCUCCUCCGUCAGCUUACUACUUCCGCCUUCCGUCCCCUUGGGGUCCAACAAAUAUCGCUCCGAUAAUGAUGUCAGCCUGAAAGACAAACAAUCGACACCAUAUGCAAUGAUCGAUACCCCCGGCCAUGGAAAGCUCAGGUCGGACCAGGCCUUAUCACACAUCCAGAAUCCUGCCCUCCGUGGGGUCAUAUUUGUGGUUGACUCAAGUGUCCUGGACACUAGCGACUCUUCCACAUCUCGUGACACUGCUGUAUACCUCUACGAUACAUUACUGGCCCUUCAGAGACGAAAAACUCGAGGCAAAAACAAGACCGCAAUACCCGUCCUCAUCGCGGCGAAUAAGCAGGAUUUGUUCACCGCAUUACCGACAGGUGCGGUCAAGGAACGCCUACAGGCCGAGAUUGAACGGAGGAAGACAUUCUAG
Molecule: messenger RNA, 708 nt
Organism: Fonsecaea monophora
Lineage: Eukaryota; Fungi; Ascomycota; Eurotiomycetes; Chaetothyriales; Herpotrichiellaceae
Exons: 3
Coding region: 1-708 (235 amino acids)
Source: RefSeq, a predicted model, not a curated record